This is a messenger RNA of Daphnia magna, 6167 nucleotides long. Its product is annotated as hemicentin-1-like. Gene Ontology annotation, cellular component: cell-cell junction. Gene Ontology annotation, biological process: cell-cell adhesion. Lineage: Eukaryota; Metazoa; Arthropoda; Branchiopoda; Diplostraca; Daphniidae. The record is from RefSeq and is a predicted model, not a curated record. The coding region runs from base 686 to 4570 and encodes 1294 amino acids. The transcript is spliced from 22 exons. Gene Ontology annotation, molecular function: cell adhesion molecule binding.
ACAGUACGGUCCUUUUACCUGAAGCCAGGCAGUUGUCUUGGUUCUUUGGUCGUAGCUGGACGUACGCAUUCGAGGUUCCCUGUGGCCUUACUCCAAUUGUGCAACCUAUUCGUAAAUAAACCAACCCGUCAAACCGAAACAAUCUCGAAAGACUAUUUACAUUUUGGUGACUAGUUUUUUGGUUUUUGGUUUGUUUUUGUUUUUGUGCUCCGGGAUAAUAGAGAACUUGUUGCCUACAUUGAACAUCUAAAACACGUUGGUCACCGACAUCGCAAAGGGACGUGAUUGGACUAUUAUUCAUAAGCACAUCUUGCGCACAACGAAAUAGUGCGGUUUGACGAUCGGCGCUUUAGUUGCAUUGACAACUGCAACCUUUGAAUGGCCGAGCGUGUCAAGAAUUUUCGCACAACGCCAGCCGUGUCGACUAGUGUCGUUAGUGAUUGGCAUCGGAUUCAUCAUCGAUAAAUUCGUAAUGAACCGUGUUCAACUUUGAGUCGUCAGUGCAAUUACUAAGAGGAAACGAAUACAGGGAAAAGGGGAAGAGAGAAGGAGACAGCAAAGGACGGCAGCAGAAAAUUCCUAGAAGAAAUAUCACGCAUGCUGUAGAAGCCGGAAGAGAGAAUAGGACAAAUCGGGAAAAGAAAUCGAAGAAGAACGGCGAAAGUAAAAAGAACUGAAAAGGACAAUGGCAUCAGGCGCUUCUAUCGGCCAGCUUCUCGUCGUCCUAUCCAUUCAGACCAUUAUCUGUCACGGUGCUGAGCUGGCAUUGGCAGGCAACGUACCGACUGUAUUAGAAGAUCUAUCAGGUCUUGCCGGCCAGGAAGUCUCGGUACCGUGCAGUGUGGACGUGGCCACCUGCGGAGAUUUCCACAGCGUCAAAUGGUACCGCGAAUCGCAACGAGUCUUUGUCUACAGUGAACUGGCUAAUCUAGAACGGUCGGAAGGAUCAUUGACCAACAGAGCUCGGUUCGUCCUGUCGUCGAAUGAAACCCAAGCCGGGUUGAAGAUCAGCAGCUUGCAGUUGUCCGACGAAGGUCUUUAUCGAUGCGAGAUCACCUAUUUGGAGAUCAACGAAGGCUGUCCUGUCGUUCAAUAUGUUAACCUCACCGUUCUCGCGGCCCCUGAUUACGUCGAGAUUUUGCUGGAGGACGGGAAAACGUCAGCAGCAAUUAGAAAUGUAUCACGCAUCGGCCCGUUCAACGAAGGUACAAUCGUCACCUUAUUAUGCCGAUCUGGAGGCGGCAGACCCGUACCUCGCAUAGAAUGGUGGAACGGAUCACACAUCAUGGAAGCAGAUGAAGUGGUGGCCACGCAGGAAGACAAUGGCGCAGUGACUGGUAUCAAUCGGCUUCAGGUAGCCCUAUCGCGUCAAGACCUGGAUGCACAGUGGCAGUGUCGUGUCCGUAGUCCAGCCCUAAGUUCACCGUUGGUGGCCAAUUUGCGCAUCGAUGUACAUGUGAAACCCACCAACGUGACACUCACCGGACUGGAUACGGCAGUGACGGAAGGAACUGCCGUUGUCGUUUAUUGCGUGGCCGAUGGCGCACGGCCAGCUGCUGCCAUCACCUGGUACAACGAUUCAUCGCCACUGCAGAAGAGCGCCGUUGAGACAACGCAACUACAGCCGGAAGACGAAGCGGAAGUCGAAGAGCAAUCGGACGGCACUUUCAGCACGCGGAGCCGACUCAUUUUCACGCUUAAUCGACACGACCAUCGACGUUAUAUCACGUGUCGUGCCGGUAACACGGUCACUGACGAUUUACAGCAUAAACCAGUCCAAGCGUCACAGCUCCUCAGAGUUGAAUAUGCCCCUACGGUAGCCGUUUCUCCGGAAAACGUCACCGUCAACGAAACGAUGGACGUGCUCAUUUUUUGCACUUACGACGCCAAUCCGGUCACCUUGACGUCUGUCCAGUGGUUUAAAGAUGAUGUCGAGAUCAUUAUCAACGGUCCCCACAAAUACGAAGGUGCCACCAUCGACCAACCGGCUCUUCUCCUCAAAAAGGCAACAAGAGAUGACGCUGGGGCUUAUUCCUGUCGCCUUACCAAUGCCGUUGGCACUGGCCACUCCGAAAAUGUUGCCUUCAUUUCCGUUCAAUAUCCAGCGGAAGUGCGUUUGGUCAUGGAACCCGAGCUGCCAGUCAACGAACUGGAACGUCCCAAUAUCACCCUCAAUUGCCAGAUGAGCAGCGGUUACCCACCCGUGCUCUUGGGAGUCCGCUGGUAUUUAGAUGGCGAGCUCCUCAAAGAGUUGCCUGAUUGUCCGCUCAAUGAAACCAUUACCUCAUUUUCGAUGUACGACGAAGAUUUGUGUGACGUAGACCCCAGCAAAUUACUUCUCGAAUACGUUGGUCGCUCAUUCCAAGGGAAUUACUCUUGCGAAGGCAUGAACGCCGCCGGAUGGGGACCACCUUCCGAAGUCGAAACUCUUGUCAUUUACUAUCCACCGGGCAAUACCACACUGACCUACGAGCCGGAAGUGGUAGUGAAAGAUGGUCCUCUGACUUUGACUUGUGGGGUUUCGGAUGUCGGCCAGCCUGCUGUUACACAAUACAGAUGGACACGCAAUGGCCACGUCAUUCCAGAGAUUAGUGAUGCUCAAUGGAAUGUCAGCCAAGUGACGCUUAACUAUCAAGCUAACUACUCGUGCACGCCAGUCAAUGAGGCCGGUGAAGGCGAAACGGCUACCAUUGAAAUUGAGGUCUUCGCUGAACCUACUUUCAUUGAACGACUGCCGCUGACUUCCGGUGCUCUCUCUGACGCCGCCGACGCCACCAAAUUAUCAUGUCGUGCUGAGUGUUAUCCGCUCUGUCAGAUCGAUUGGUUCCGCAAUGGAAUACCCAUCAGAGAAUCACCCAUGUAUACGGUUGUUGAUAGUUUUGUGCCAGAAAACAUCAAGUUUAAUCAACACCAAUCGGUCAAAUCAAGUUUGUCUUUCAACAUGCGUAUGUGGAGCCAGGCAAAGUUAGAUCCGAUUGCCGACACGGCGAAUUAUACUUGCAUUACGACAGACAACGUGGUCGGUGAUGGUGUCUCGAGCACGACCUUCUUCACGGUUGAAUAUGCACCCACCACUGCGAUUAUUGAUAACCCUACAAUCGAAGUGGAGGAAGGUUCGAUCGUGGGCCAGUUGGAGUGUUCAGCUUCUUCCUAUCCGUUAGCCAAUUACUACUGGCAACACAACCAUCAGAUCAUAGGCAACGGACCACGUCUUACACUCGACUACGGACUUAGCCGUGACAAGACGGGCGAAUACUCUUGCAUAGCUCAUAAUCAGCACGGCAAUACCAGCGCUAAGGCCUUCAUCAAUGUCGUUUUUAAACCCGAGUGUUCCAUCACUCUGCGUGAGAUGGAAGGGAAAACGCGGUUAAUUUGCGAAGUCCACGCCAAUCCUAAGCUGGUCGACUUCAUGUGGAUGCUGAACAAUGCCACGUUGACUACUGACAUUGUGCACAUGGGUUUGCAAAGUGUUCUGACAAUCGACGGACCGGCUCCCACCAGCGGAAUUUACUAUUGCCAUGCCAACAACUCGGUCGGAUUCGGGACGCCCUGCGAGAUUAGCGUUGAAGGUGGGUUGUUGGCGAAGCUGGGUGACGAGAACAUCAUUAUAAUCGCCAUUAUAGCUGCCGCCAUAGUCGUCAUCCUCGUCGUCUGUAUUGUGUUACUCGUCAUUUGCCGAAGGCAGCGAACUGAUGAUAAAUAUAACCCUGCCGCUACCAUGGAACAACGUGAAAAUCCGGAGGGAGGAUCCCUUAUGACUCUACAAUCAGGAACAACAAUCCAACAAGUUCAUCAACAUAAAUGGCCACUACGACCCGGUGUCCAGGUGCACGUCAAUGAUACAAACAGCCUUACAUUGGCCGCUUCCGGCUCUGUCCUUCUUUCGCCUGUUGACCAAACACAAGACGAAGCGCCAAAUUCCAAUUCGAAACGACCGCGUUCCGAUUCCUCUGGUUCGCAAGCAGACCAAUUUGAAGCGGACAAAGCAGUUGAUCGCCAAGUGGUAGAGUCCAACAUUCCAUAUUACGAGACGCUGCGGGAUCAAAAACCACCUUUGGGUGGAAACCGCGAUUCAGUAGGCGAGUCCCAGGCAACGGAUUCCGGCAGUGAGAGUACUCGUUCUGUCAUCUGUAUCAAAGGACCUUGUCGUCCUAAAACUCUAAUCCCCGUCACAUCUCAUCAUCUGAGUAACACUGAAGCAUGUCGGGAGAAUUCAGCAGUCUCCAAGUCAGAGAGCGGGACCUCUACUAGAAAGAGGAAAAAGCCGGAAGCCAAUUCACUAUCUUCGUCCAUUACAGCUGUUUCAGCAACGGGACCCUCUACCAAAAACGGCAAUGACAAUCUCUCAGAAAAUAGUAAAGCUUUCUACGAGAACCUCCCCUUCCACGGGCUUCAAACCGCCCCAAAUAAGCCCUUCAAGCCGAUCCUGUCCGAUCUAGUCUAUGCCGACAUCGAUGACAAAGAUUAUGGACCAACCUACUAUAAAAAGGCUAGUAUCCUCCAAGCGUCGGAAAAAAAAGCUCAGGCGCAAGGACUGCCAGUUCGACCAACUCGUGAGACAAGGCUCUAGAGUUAUGACGACCGAAUCGAAUCAACUUGGAUGUCUCCUUAGUCAUAAAACUAAUAAUUGGCUGUAAAACAUGAAAGUUUUCUAACUACUACGAAAUUCUGGUUCAAAAUAUUCAAAGUAAUAUGUUUUACCUGAGAAGCAUGUUUGAUAGAAAUGCGUACUAUAUAAUUUAAAAAUCGAUUGCAAUCUGUUUUCCCCUCUGAACUAAUCCGCUAAACGUUAAAACAAAAUCAGUUUGAAGUCCUUUCCGCUCGUCUUUGGCUUUGGUCGAGGAUUGCAGUGGUUGCUAAUGAUAAGGUAGCAACCACCGUUGCUAUUAAGAUCUUGAAAUCGUCGCAUAAGUGUAUACUCAAGUGUUUUCAAGCAACAAUAUUUGCUGUGAUGUUUGUCGUGGGUUUGCUCGGAAAUGGAAAUGCUCCUCCUUUCUUGUACAGCAGUUGUUGUUCUGUGCACAAUAGCACACUCUGUUUCAGCUUUUAGGCAUCUAGGUACCGCUAACCUGAUAAUAUGAAAGAUAUCCUGCAAAUAGUUAUAUGUUUUCUGUCAUGAAAAACAUUUAACGCAAACUGCUCGUUUCCGGGAGCAGCUUGACGAGAUGUUACUGUACAGCGUAGGUCGUCUUUUUUGCCAAAGAAAUUCCAGUAUAGGUCUGGAGUGCGAUACUAUGAAGAUCCGCAAGCUGACUUUCAGCAUCGUCUUAUUCGUAUACCUUACUGUAAUACUUGAGUUUAUAGUACAGUAGUAAAUUUAAACGUUCACUUUCAUUUUGGGAGUUUUGCAAUUCAUUCAGACGCAGUGUUUAUUUUUAAGUUGGGGCAAUCGCCAGGCAUACUUAGGGAUGGCAUACUAACUUUCUAGAGCUCUCUCAAUAUCUGUGCUGGAAGGCAAAGUACCACACGAGCGGAAAUCGAGAAAAAAUUGACCCAUAAUAACAGGGCAUUGGUGUGGCAGAAUCUGUUCUACAUAAAACGGACGUAAAUAAAAUCUCAAAUACUGCUUCCAAUUCUAACACUAAAAAAAGCAUUGUAUGGCAAUUUUAUCUUACAAGUUCGUAUGACCUAUCCUCAAGUUCUGUAAAUUAGCUGUUUAAAAAAAUCAGAAGAAUCUUCUACCCAGGUUGAUUGAACCACCAGAUUUUCUUGUGCAAUUGCCAUAACAUAGGCAAAAGUAAAAUAUGGGCUAAUAUAAAAUAUCCGGCUUGUCGUGACCAGCGGAUGGCCAACAUUAAUUUUUGUAUGGGAAGGCUCAGUAAUGUCUAAGACGAUUUUCCUUCGUCGCUGACAUGGUCCGCGACACGCCAAUUGUCCAGGUAUUUAGUUUUACAGCUGAAAAUGGCCCUCUUUUCCGUUCGUACCAUCCUUUGGUAUACCAGGAACUACUGUUGCACCGCUGCUAUUUUGUCCCUGACGAUUGAGCUUUUAAGUGAAUCUUUUGAGCCAUAGCUUUCAAAACGAUUUUGGUUUGAAUAUUUGAGCUCACCCGACUUCUGUGUGCAUGUUAAUAUACGAUAGUGCAAUUUCGUUAAAAUGUUCACAAUAUUUCUUUUUUGCCAUCGUUCAUUGUAAGCAGUAAAAAAAAAUACAAAGGGUCAAACAUU